This is a messenger RNA of Paralichthys olivaceus (Japanese flounder), 2328 nucleotides long. Lineage: Eukaryota; Metazoa; Chordata; Actinopteri; Pleuronectiformes; Paralichthyidae. The record is from RefSeq and is a predicted model, not a curated record.
UCCCCGGACCCAUUUCCCGGACGGACCCCAACAAGGUAUUUAGCAGCCCGCAGCAGCUGCUCAUUAAUCCUCGGUCCUCGCUCGGUAGCAUGAAAACCAUGUUGACCAUCAUCUCCAACGCUCUUUGUCGGAUCACUGGCAGGAAUGUGGGAGCCCAAACAGUGUCGGAGUUGCUGGUUGACCUGUCAGAGUACGUCAGUCUAACCUCGCCGUCGACACCCGACUUGGCAAAGACCCAGCGGCAACCACCCAAACCACCACCAGUCAGUACUAGAGCGCCUGUCGAACAGUUAGUUAGCCCCCAGAGCGACCCGCUAGAUGCACCAGGUGCCAGAGUUGUGGUGUCACGCUCCUUCGCUGACUUGACCACUCAGGCGACCUUUGACAUCAAGAAAUGCGACCUGCACCGUCUGGAGGAGGGUCCCCCGGUGACGGCGGAGCUCACUCGGGAGCAGGGUCUGCAGUAUUACCGCACCAUGCAGACUGUGAGACGCAUGGAGCUCAAAGCCGACCAGUUGUACAAGCAGAAGAUCAUCAGGGGCUUCUGUCACCUCUACGAUGGACAGGAAGCGUGUGCCGCAGGCAUCGAGGCAGCCAUCAACCCCUCUGAUCAUCUGAUCACAGCGUACCGCGCACACGGAUACACGUACACCCGCGGCGUGUCCGUCAAGGAGAUCCUGGCAGAGCUCACAGGUCGUAAAGGAGGCGUGGCCAAAGGCAAAGGAGGGUCAAUGCACAUGUACGCUCCACAUUUCUACGGAGGCAACGGCAUCGUGGGAGCGCAGGUUCCUCUGGGAGCAGGAAUCGCUCUGGCCUGUCAGUACCGGGGCAACAAUCAGGUCUGUGUCACGCUCUAUGGAGAUGGAGCCGCCAAUCAGGGGCAGAUCUUCGAGACGUUCAACAUGGCCUCCUUAUGGAAGCUGCCGUGUAUUUUCAUCUGCGAGAACAACAAGUACGGCAUGGGCACGUCGGUGGAGAGAGCUGCAGCCAGCACCGACUACUACAAGAGAGGAGACUUCAUACCAGGAAUCAGAGUGGAUGGGAUGGAUGUCCUGUGUGUCAGAGAGGCCACCAAGUUCGCUGCAGAUCACUGCAGGUCAGGAAAGGGUCCCAUUAUCAUGGAGCUGCAGACCUACCGCUACCAUGGGCACAGCAUGAGUGACCCUGGGGUCAGCUACCGCACUCGUGACGAGAUCCAGGAGGUUCGCAGUAAGAGCGACCCCAUCUCCAUGUUGAAAGAGCGCAUGCUCACCAACAACAUGGCGUCUGCCGAGGAGUUCAAGGAAAUUGACAUUGAGAUCAGAAAGAUGGUGGAGGACGCAGCUCAGUUCGCCACGUCAGACCCAGAGCCGCCGCUGGAGGAGCUCUGCAACCACAUCUUCUACAACAGCCCACCACUGGAGGUCCGCGGGACCCACCCCUGGUCCAAACUCAAGUCCAUCAGCUAGACCCUCACAAACAGUCCGACCUUCAGGGGAAGAACGUCCUCCCAGUGCUGAACAAGGCACUGCUCAGAAACGUUCAGCACCUCCUCCCUCCACCUUUUAGAUCUCAGCAUUCCGCACCUUAAUGGGACUAUGACCCGAAACCUCUGUGUUAUUUAUUUUCUGUUUUACAUAGAAAUAUUUAAGAUUUAUUGUUUGUUCUGAUCGGUCUGUGUUUUACCAUCAGAGUUUGACAGAUGUAUUUAGUGCACUGUGUGUACUUUUAAAGGUGACUACACAGGUUUUAAGUACUGCCGGACUAGUAUACGCACAAACGUUACGCUUUACAUUUUGAACUUUAGUUUUCUCAGUGUGGUAUAUCUGUUACAUAUUUCCUCUGUGUUUAUCCAGCGUCUUUAGCUUUUAAAUGUUCAGAAACAAAUCUAAUACUCUUAGUUUGUGAAAACAUGUUUUAAAAAAACACACAGGACAAGAAGAGCCAUGAGUUUCAAGAUUUAUGUAUUUUUUUGAGUUGAAGGAGUUUUAGGACAAUUAAGAUUGUUGAGCACUGAUGUCAGCCUGUAUUUCUCCUCUUAUAUGCACUACAAUAUAUUUUAUUCUUUCCAGUUUGCAGGACAUGAGUUGUAAGAGUCUGUUGUUUGACGACCUGAGUCUUUCCUCUGUGUAAAGAAAAGCACUUGAUGCCAGUAGAUGAUAUUUAUGUUACACUUUAUUUUGGGGGGAAUGUGACGGUUUAAAAACGAAGAAAAUGUAUAAUCUUUCUCGUUUCAAGUUCCUCACAGUGUGUAUUCUAACCAUGAACAGAUAUAAAGCUUUACUUGACCAUGUAUGAGUUUGAUGAACUGAAACACUGUCGACACUGUAAAAUAAACAGAGAAGGUGA